Acanthoscelides obtectus is the source of this 343-nucleotide messenger RNA. Lineage: Eukaryota; Metazoa; Arthropoda; Insecta; Coleoptera; Chrysomelidae. The record is from the annotation of a GenBank genome assembly.
ACAGCAGAGCUUUGCCGACAUCGACAUAGCCUUCCAGCCUAAUCUGAUGUUGCUUAAUGUUCAAUGCUUAAAUAUUGACAAAGUCAAUCAGUUACAGGUUAUGGUAUCUGACUAUAAAGGAGUAAAGUUCCUCUGCCUAACUGAAACUUGGACUACAGCCAAAUCACUUAAUGAUUUCGUUAUUGAGAAUUUUCAGCCAAAUAUAAAUAUAAUUCUUUGUGGCGACUUCAAUGUAGAUUCUUUCAAUCAUAACGACGAUAAUGAGCUCCUGUUGAAUGCACUGUCUGAGUUUGACUUGCAUCCACAGGUAGGUUGGCCAACAAGGAUUGAGCAGUACUUAUAG